CUUUUUUGGUUUACACAAAAGAUAAAAGAGAAUACACGUUUACUAUACCUUAUAUAUUUAUUUUAAAAAAAUAGCUAAGUGAAUAUCUUUCAACGCAUAGACAUUCUUGUAUCAAUAUGGGACUACAAAUAGGUCGGCCAUGGAGGCAACCAGAUCAAGACUUCAAAUGGCAAAAAGAAACAGCAGAUCAACUUCUCGAGGAGAUAAAUGAAAUAAGACCAACAGCAGAGUCCGGUCUCAACAAUUUUAAUGCUCUUGUACUUGGCAUUCGUGGACAUGGGAAGUCCGCACUAAUUAAUUCAUUUGCCUCAAUUGGUGUUGGCCGGAAAACUACCGUUUGUAAUGCUGCUCCGAAGAUAGAUAGUGUUACCACACAUUACAGAACGUACCAGUUUCUUGGUAAUUUGGAUCAGUGUGUUUUAGGGGAUACGACUGGGUUCAUUUUGUCAACUGACAUUAAGCCAUUCCUAGAUGACAUAAAACUUAUUCUAAAAGGACAUGUCAAAUCAGGAUAUAAGUUUGAUCCGGACAAAAGUAUAUCUCCUGAAGACGAGUAUUAUGAACCAACGCCUGGGCUUUCGGAUAAGAUGCACUGUGUAAUAAUUGUCUCUGAGUGUGGACAGUCAUAUGAGCUGCAUGCGAGUAUGACAGUUAAUAUCAAAUCGAUCAUGGAUACAAUACAUUCAUUGAAUAUUCCUGUGAUGGCUGUUCUAACAAAGGCGGAUAUACUUUCAGAGAAAGUUAAAUUUAGUAUCGAUGCAAUUUUCCGAUGUAAGAUAAUAGAAAAGGCUGUUGACCUCACAGCAAAGCAGCUAGCUAUUCCAGUAUCAAAAGUGUUUCCUGUUGUCAAUUUUGAGCAAAGGGAUCAUUUUACUUGGAAGGAAUCGAUUCCCGUAUUGAUUGCCCUGAAAUCCUAUCUUCAAAUGGCUCAACUGCAUUCACACAAUGCUGAUGGGGUGGUACAUCAAUAAGGUGAAAAUGAUUACAUGAACAUCUCAAAGCGUUAUAAUAUGUUUUACAAUUCCUGCACAAAUGACAGUCAUUGCAAUUUAAUAUGUAUACAUGCAUUUGUUAAAAUUAUGGAUUGUACAAGGAACUGAAUGAAAAUACAAUGUGAACUUAAAAACUCGUACCAAGUAUCUAGUUAUGGAAACUUAUUUUGCCGUGAAUAAAAAUGUCAUAAAUGUAUGUAAAUAUAGUAGCAAUUAAAAUGUUUGCCUUUU
Molecule: messenger RNA, 1223 nt
Organism: Ruditapes philippinarum (Manila clam)
Lineage: Eukaryota; Metazoa; Mollusca; Bivalvia; Venerida; Veneridae
Product: interferon-induced protein 44-like
Exons: 6
Coding region: 117-971 (284 amino acids)
Source: RefSeq, a predicted model, not a curated record